Phascolarctos cinereus (koala) is the source of this 2582-nucleotide messenger RNA. It is a transcript of the gene CFB, whose product is annotated as complement factor B. Gene Ontology annotation, cellular component: extracellular exosome; extracellular region. Gene Ontology annotation, molecular function: serine-type endopeptidase activity. Gene Ontology annotation, biological process: response to bacterium; complement activation; proteolysis. NCBI's taxonomy places the organism in Eukaryota, Metazoa, Chordata, Mammalia, Diprotodontia, Phascolarctidae. The record is from RefSeq and is a predicted model, not a curated record.
AAGUGGGGGGUGUUGGUAAGGGGAGAGCAGGAACAAUCUAGUUUGGGAUUAGAGUUUGGACUUGGACAUUGAGUUUCGGCCCCUGAUAGAUUCAGAGAGAGACAAACUCAACUUCUUUACUCCCAGGGCCCUCUCCCCUCAGUUGUCCUGUUCAUCAACUCCCAAUUUCCCUCACCUAGAUAGUUAGCAAGAGGGGCACAUAUAUGUGGCCUCUGUUCCCAUCACCAUGAAGAAGACAUUGUGUUCCUGGUUCUGUGUUCUUCCCCUGUUCCUAGGACUUGUACCUACAGGUGUGAGUUCAGCACCAUCUGAACCUUCUACUACCCAACCAUGUCCUCUGGAAGGAAUAGAGAUCUUAGGUGGCUCUUUUAAACUCCUCAAGGAUGGACAAUUUCUGGAGUAUGUGUGCCCAUCUGGCUACUAUCCAUAUCCUGUGAAGGUGCGAAGUUGCAAGCCAUGGGGAUCUUGGAGUACCUUACAGACACAAAAUAAGAAGAUAGUUAAACAAGCUGAGUGCAAGGCAAUCCAAUGCCCAGGCCCUGAGGACUUUGAGAAUGGUGACUUCUGGCCACGAAAACGCUUCUACAAUAUAAGUGAUCAGAUCUUUUUCCAGUGCUAUGAUGGGUAUACCCUACGUGGCUCUGCCAAUCGGAUCUGCCAGUCUUCUGGCCGCUGGGAUGGAUUUACAGCUAUCUGUGAUGCGGGUGCGGGGCACUGCCAAGACCCUGGCAUCCCCAUUGGUACAAGGAAGGCAGGCAGACAAUACCGAAUGGAGGAUAGUGUCACCUACCACUGUGGCCAAGGGCUCACCUUACAGGGUUCCCAGAGGCGUACCUGCAUGGAGGAUGGAUCCUGGAGUGGCACAGAACCCUCUUGCCAAGACUCCUUCAUGUAUGAUACCUCAGAGGAGGUGUUUGCUGCCUUCAUCUCCUCCCUGACAGAGACAGUUGAAGGGGCUGAUGCAGAAGAUGGACACAGCCCAGGGGAGCAGCAGAAGCGGAAGAUUGUCUUGGACCCCUCAGGAUCCAUGAACAUGUACCUAGUGCUAGAUGCAUCAGAUAGCAUUGGCAAGAACAACUUCACAGGGGCCAAAAAGUGUCUUACCAGCCUCAUUGAAAAGGUGGCGAGUUACGGUGUGAAGCCACGGUAUGCAGUGGUGACCUACGCCACGGAGGCCAAAGCUGUGGUCAAACUGUCAGAUAAGCAAAGCAGUGAUGCAGACUGGGUCACCCAGCAGCUGGAAAAGAUCCAGUAUAAAGACCACGAAGCAAAGUCUGGGACGAACACAAAACGGGCGUUGACGCUGCUAUAUGAGAUGAUGAUCGCACAGGAGUCAUCCCAAAAUGACUAUAACUGGAAUCAAACACGCCAUGUAAUCGUGCUUAUGACUGAUGGAAAUUACAACAUGGGAGGGGACCCUGUGGCUGCUAUUGAGCAAAUCCGAGAGUUUCUGGAUAUUGGAAAGAACCGGAAAAACCCAAGGGAAAAUUAUCUGGAUGUCUAUGUGUUUGGGAUUGGGCCCCUGGUGGACCAGGAGAAGAUCAAUGCUUUGGCUUCAAAGAAGGAUGGGGAAAAGCAUGUGUUCAAGGUUAAGGACAUGGAAGACCUGGAGCGUGUCUUCUCCUUGAUGAUUGAUGAAAGCAAGACUCUGGGUCUGUGCGGGAUAGCAUGGGCACAUCAGAAAAGCGGACACUAUGAAAGACAACCCUGGCAUGCCACCAUCAAUAUAAUUCGGUCUACAGGAAAGGAGACCUGUAAGGGAGCUGUUGUGUCAGAAUACUUUCUGCUGACAGCUGCACACUGCUUUAAUGUGGGUGACCAGGCCCAUUCUAUCAAGGUUGACGCAGGAGGUGUGAAGAACAGGGAGGUGGACACUGUCUAUUUCCACCCUGAUUAUGACAUCAAUAAAAAAAAAGCUGAAGGGAUUCCUGAAUUCUAUGACUAUGACAUUGCCCUAGUCAAGCUCAAGAAGAAGUUCAUAUUCUCAAAAGAUCUCCGACCCAUCUGUCUUCCAUGCACAGAGGCAACGACACGUGCUUUGAGACUCCCAACAACAACGACGUGUCAACAACAGGAAAAAGAGCUGCUCCCUGAGAAGAAUGUCAAAGCCCUGUUUGUGUUUCAGGAUAAGAAUUUGAUACAGAAGGAAGUUUACAUAAAGAAUGGGGAGAUGAAAGAGAGCUGUGAGAGAGACGCCCUCAAGGCCCAAGGCUAUGAGAAGAUAAAGCAGGUCUCUGAUGUGGUAACACCCCGAUUCCUCUGCACUGGGGGAACAGAACCUAAUGUUGACCCCAACACCUGUAAAGGGGAUUCUGGCGGUCCACUUAUUAUUCACAAGAAAAGUCGCUUCAUUCAAGUAGGUGUGAUUAGCUGGGGUGUGGUAGAUGUCUGCAAGCACCCCAAAAGACUCGCUCCCUCCCAUGCCCGUGACUUCCACAUCAACCUCUUUCAAGUAUUGCCUUGGCUUCGGGAGAAACUGAAGGACGAGGAUCUAGGCUUCUUGUGAGACUUCCUAUUGGAAUGGAACAAAGGCAUGGGAAAUAGGUGUUGUCUGGGAAAAUUAAAACAAAGAACUGCAAUCA